AUGGUAAUUCCUUCCCCAGACGAGGAAAGGGAAACAUUGGAGCUUCACGUCCUUAAGAUCAGGAGCGCAUACCCCAGCCACAAAAUCAUCUAUCUUAUUGAGGGCCUCACAGCCUGGAUGCGCAAGAACCGGAAUUCAAGGAACAGAGCUUACCAGGCGGAGGUGCUUCGCCAAUAUGAACAACCAGCAGCUCCUGAACCCACGACGGCCCGGAGUCGCGGCCGAAAACCGAAAAACAAACCCGAAACUACACCCCCUGUCGAUGACGAUACGGUUGAAGACGCGCUCCUUACGCUGCAAGUGACCCAUGCAUGUCUUAUUCACCAUACCGCGACACCAUCAGAAUCAGCCGAAUGGAUCAAGAAUUUCACCGAACAUAUCUCCACAAUCCCCUACCGUCGCGAAAUGAUGGAGGGUAACGAUGCUGCAUUCUGCAUGGACGUGGGUCAAGUCAAGUCCGGUGAAGACAAUCUAGACACAUUUGUCAAAAUGCUCCAGGAAAUCAACCGCGUGACAGCUUCCAUGUCGUACGGUAUUGCAGCACAAUACCCAUGCGUAACGGACCUUAUCCGCGGUAUGCGCAUGCAUGGGCCCACGAUGCUAGAAGAUGUCAGGAAAUCUGCAAACAAGAAUGGUGCUCUGACAGACUCGAGGGUUGGCCCCGCUGCCAGUAAAAGGCUGUACAAGGUAUUUACAGGUCUUGAUCCGACAUCAACCGACGUCUAG
Penicillium pulvis is the source of this 726-nucleotide messenger RNA. RefSeq lists its product as uncharacterized. Gene Ontology annotation, molecular function: nuclease activity; DNA binding. Bases 1 to 726 code for a protein of 241 amino acids. Gene Ontology annotation, cellular component: nucleus; Holliday junction resolvase complex. NCBI's taxonomy places the organism in Eukaryota, Fungi, Ascomycota, Eurotiomycetes, Eurotiales, Aspergillaceae. The record is from RefSeq and is a predicted model, not a curated record. Gene Ontology annotation, biological process: mitotic intra-S DNA damage checkpoint signaling; replication fork processing; resolution of meiotic recombination intermediates. The transcript is spliced from 2 exons.